Molecule: messenger RNA, 7866 nt
Organism: Apis laboriosa (Himalayan honeybee)
Lineage: Eukaryota; Metazoa; Arthropoda; Insecta; Hymenoptera; Apidae
Product: POU domain, class 2, transcription factor 1-like
Exons: 10
Coding region: 1471-3846 (791 amino acids)
Biological process (GO): regulation of transcription by RNA polymerase II
Molecular function (GO): DNA-binding transcription factor activity, RNA polymerase II-specific; RNA polymerase II cis-regulatory region sequence-specific DNA binding
Source: RefSeq, a predicted model, not a curated record
CACAUGCACGCGACAGCAUCUGACCGCCGUACCAGCCGCCGCAGCCGUAGCUGCUACCGUCGUAGCUCGUCGCGGAUGCUCGUGUGCCUGCGAUAACGAUACUUUGCUCUUUCUACGAUCCCGCACCGCGGACAGCUCAAUUCUCGCGAGAGGAAAGCUGACGCGCGGUGUGUGUGAACCUAUGACGAAACGGUACCGCACGUGUGGAACGCGGAACCACGGGAGUAAUUGCCAGCGUCGAAACAGUGAGACAGUGAAUAUUCGUGACAGUUUCUAAUGGCAUUGGAAGGAUUCUGAAAUAGAUUUACGAUCCAACUCGUAAUUUACGAUGCUCGUGUUCGUUUCGGUGAUUAGCAUCGGAAUCGUUCGUGAAUUCGCCGAUGGGUGACGCUGGGUAUCUGAUGCGUCACUGACAGAUCGGAGAGACAAUAGGAUUUUUGAAUAUUCGCGGGCUAUAAAAGACACGAUUCUGGCGGUAAAAACGCGGGAAACUUCGGUAAUAACCGUUGACAGUUGGCGUUGGUGUCGAUUCAAAAUUUACGUGAGAUCUGGUGUUUGGCAUUCGGAUGACAAGUGAAUUGAACGAGAAACGUGGCCAGGAACGAUAUACGAAGGAAAUAACGACGACACACACUUGUCACGCUGUUCCGUUUAAUAACUAUAUACAUUAAGAAGUGUUCGUAUAAUGAACGUGAAGGAUAAACGUAUAUAACCAAGUAGUGACUACCGUGCGAGACUGGAAUACGUUCGGAGCGUGUCGAAGGAAUAUAUCUGUGCUCAUUUAUCAGUGUAGUGUUUCUAUAGGAAUAUACUGUGAUAUCAAAGGAUAAUAGACGUCUGAAGGAUCUUUUAUAUUUGUAAUUCGCUUCGGUUUCGUUAACCUCAAUUCCAAAAUAACCUCAAAAAUCUGUAUACUGCACUCGUCUUCGUGGAACUUUCAUUCUCAAAAGUGCAACACCGACCAUUGACCAUUGCUCGACGCUUUUAACAAACGAUAAAAACGAUAAAAGGAUAUCAAAUUCGUAUACGGAGGGCGAAGAACAGUUUAGCUUGUCCAACAAAGGGAGCCAGCAGGUGACCACAUUGGAUUUCGCGGCGUUGGCUGCUUACGGGGGCGUUUCGGGACCCAGGGUCGCGGUGGCGGGUACCGGGGUCCUCGCGCUACCCGGCCUGAUACCCGAUAAGGGUUUAUCAUCGCCCGGAGGACAGUCGAAAACAAAGUCCGCAGGGCUGGCGGGCCUCGACAGCGAGGCGGUGCGCCGGUGGGUCGCCGAGGCCGCGCGAACCGUCCGGCAAAUUCCGCCUCCGGUUGUGAUACCAUCCAGUUCGCAACAACAACAGCAACACCAGCAACAAUCUAUUCAACAGCAGCCGCAGCACAGGCAACAACAUCAUCAUUCCAUCCAUCGACAGCGUCAAGAGUCUAGCCCACCUUUGGUGGGCGCCUCCCCUUUCGUUCUGCCGUCGUCGAUGACGCAGACCCCCAGCAUGCAUCUGCUGGAGAACAACAACCUGGUGGAGGUUGCGAUGGUUCAACAGCAGCAACAAUCGCAACAGCAGAUGCAGAUGCAGCAACAGAAGCAAAAGCAGACCAGCCCGACGAACAACAACACGAUCGAGGCUUGGAGGUCUAUACAGGGUGGCCACCAAUGGUGGAGUCCACCGAGCACCGUUCAUCAGGAGCAGCAGCAGCAACAGCAACAGCAGCAGCAGCAACAGCAGCAACAACAACAACAACAACAACAACAAGUAUCGCCUAUAGGACAGCAAGUUGUUCAGUCCCAGAGUUUGGUCGUUGGCUCGGUUUGUGGACAAGUACAGAGACAGUCGCAGAUACAAUCGGAGAUCGAUCAACCUUUGGACUUUUCGGUCGGUUCUCUUCAACAACAGAGGCUACAUUCUCGCGUAAGGACUAUGUACGAGAGACUGCAGGAUAGGAUACACGACAAUAAUAAUGGAACAACCGGUAGCGGGCAGAAGAUCGGCAGAGGGACGGGAAGCAGAAGAAGUUACAGUCCCAGUGAGGGUAGCAGCAGCAGCAGCGAAGACGAAGGAGUCUCCACCGGCGGUAGCCCUUCCGGUCCACUUCGAGGCACCGAAAAUGACACGUGCGAGCAGCCGAUCGCGGAUCGACCUUACGGCAAACUUUGGAUAGGCGAUAACGAGGUUGCGUGGCGGACCGAACAGUCUUUCAAGAGGACCUCACCCCUAAACCCCUGCACCACCACGACUACCACGACAACGACAGGUGGUGGAGCACUGGCACACCCCCACCUGUCACCACCCAUUGCCGCUCCCGUGACCACUCCCGAUCACAGAAGCCCUAGCAGCCUCCACGUGAAGCUUGGAAUUUCUCCUGCAAGCGACGCGCUCGGCCGAAUCGAUAAGGAGCCAGCCUCGCCGGAAUCCAUACAAGAUGCGGAUCUUCAUGGCGAGGUGGACGGACCCGAACUCAGUGGCGACGACAGGAGUAUCACGAGUGAUAUCCAAGAUGCCACCGAGGCGAACCUCGACCAUGAUUCCAUGGACUCGGAUAGGGAAGCUCUUAAUCUGGUCACAGACGUGUCGCAUCGUAACAGCAGCAGUGGUACCAGCGGUAGCGCCUCUUCGCCUAGUUCCGGGGUGAGCAGUCAGAUAACCGGAAGUCAUCAGCAGCAACAACACACGGCAGGCCAGCAGAACAGCAGCAACUCCCAAGCUGCACUGGCUGCUCAACUAGUCAGCCAACAAUUACUGAUGCACGGAUCUCUGGGCGCCCUUGGACCUCAGGAGAUCCAGGCGUUGGCCUCCACGUUUCAACAGCAACAGCAGUCUCUGCAGCAACAGUUGCAGCAGUUGGCCAUGUUUCAGCAAGCAAAUUCGGCUGCUGCGGGUCAACUUCCGGCUCAGGCGCAAUUCUUCUUGCAGAAUCAGGGGCUGUUGCAGAGCGGUGGCUACUCCUCAAGAUCCAGUCAUCCGCGCUCACAGUCCAUGCAGGUGCAGCAGGCAGUGGUGCAGGCAGCCCAACAACUGCAAGCUCUCCAGAAGCAGCAGGCUGUUCAAGGAAGCGGAGGCCUAGUUGGUCGAAGUUUAGCGCAACAAAGAUCACCUCCGCCUCCUGGCACACCUCCAGCUGUGAAACAACCACCUCCAAGGCUGGAACCGUCGCCGGAAGAGACCACGGAUCUCGAGGAGUUAGAACAGUUCGCCAAGACCUUCAAACAGAGGCGGAUCAAGCUUGGUUUCACUCAAGGCGACGUUGGCCUCGCCAUGGGAAAACUUUACGGAAACGAUUUUUCCCAGACAACGAUCUCGAGGUUCGAAGCGUUAAAUCUUUCCUUCAAAAAUAUGUGCAAGUUGAAACCCCUCCUACAAAAAUGGCUGGAGGAUGCAGACAAUUCAUUGAACAAUCCCGGUUCACUUUCGAACCCGCUCACAACCCCGGAAGCCAUCGGUAGGCGGCGGAAAAAAAGGACAUCGAUAGAAACGAGCGUGAGGGUGGCACUGGAGAAAGCUUUCGUACAAAAUCCAAAACCCACCUCGGAAGAAAUUACUGUAUUAGCAGACAGUUUGGCCAUGGAAAAGGAAGUGGUUCGAGUGUGGUUUUGCAAUAGACGACAAAAAGAGAAGAGGAUCAAUCCACCAACAGCGGCGAUGGGUAGCCCAACAAUGGCGUCCCCAGCACCAUCGGUUUUCGCAUCACUUGCGAGUUCCAUGUCAGGAAGCCCUCUCGCGCUCACGACGCAUUCCUCGGGCAUGGGCCACUCUCACCCCCACCCCACACCCCUCGGUUCACCUUUACCUCUUGCCCUGGUCGCAUCAGCAGGUGGAAACUACCAUCCACUUAGCGGCAAGUCUCACGAGUGACACCAACAGCCCGCCCAUCCAGGGGAUACACAUUUUCAUCAACAGCAUCAACAAUCGCAGCAGCAACAGCAACGACGUUUGUGCAAUCUACCCGAGUUCUAUCACUAAUCCGUUGGGUGGCCAAUCGCUGGCGAUGGUUCAGCGACGAUUUGGCGAAAACCCGCCACCGAUUUCGUUGCCAAAGGGAAUUUGGCGCGAUGGAACCGACGGGUUCGAGCAAUACAGGGCCAUGUGAGUGGAGUGGACGAAGACGGCAUGAUACGAUUCAAAGAAAAACAUAUCCUGAUGUCAAGAAGUCUUUGGAAGAGGUUCAUUUGGGAAGAGGAUGGGGAGAGAAGAGGAACAUUUGCCGGAGAAGAAAAUAUCAUUGGUUUCCUCGAAUAUCAUUCAAGGUAUAACGUAUCUCGUGAAGAGUAUACGAAUCGUGAAGAGACGUUGAGGAGAAAGAUGAAACGUCGACGAGAGACUUUUAGAUAGUUAUUUAAAAAUACAUAGAAGGUAGAACACAUUCGACAAUUUUAAUUUUCGUAUUUCGUUAAAUAAUACUUUUUAUUAUUAUUCUCACAGUAUUAUCUUCGAAAUUUUGAUUGAAAUUAUGUGGAACGUAGACUUCGAAGCUUGUCAGAAUUAAUGUGAUUAUUGUUAGAAAAAUAAUGCGGCUCAACUUUGACUGAGAAUUAAAAUACAACGAAACAGCUUUGAAGUCCUCGUUUUUGCAUAGUAUGUGGUGCAGGAUCGUUGCCGCCGUUCAACGUUUAUUUACAAUUAAUAUGAUAUACAGCAAACGGAUAACAUUAAAAUUUUAAUUAAUUUCUGUGACUUAUUUGAAUUAUCAUGAAAUAUUCAUCAAGGGGAAACUAUUCGACGAUACGUAUCAUUAUCGAUUGGUUUUCCUUUGCGAGUUUUCUUUUAUCUAUCGAGUGAUCCAACGUCGCUUCGACUACAUAUUGCAUUAUAUUGUUUCACAAUUUCAAAGAAUUCUAUCAACUUUUCGAGAUUGUGAAAUAAAGAAAGACAAGAUACUUCUCGAAUUCCUUCUCGAGUAAAAUCACGGCGGAACACACGAUUGAAAUAACAACGAACAACGAAAAAGUACACGUUGGAGGAACGAUAAACCUUCCGUUUAUGCCAUUUCAUUGAAUUGAUCGAGGCGGUUCUUUCGAGGAUGGCGAACGCUCUUCAAAGUUUUCACUUCUUCGUGGUAAGCAGGGUUUACAUGCCACUUGCAAGGGAAUCUUCAGGAUCGAAAGGUGUAUUGCUUGUAUUGAAACAGAAUUACAUCGCAAAAAUUUUUGAAUAUUCACUGCCAUCGAAGAAACUUAAACUUAAACAUCGACAACCGAACGAUAGAUUAUGAUUUCUUCUAAUAAAAAAUUAAUUGGUUUAAUAACAUUAAUUAGAUUUUAUAGAUAUUAUAGCGUUUAUUUUCAUCGAACAUAAUUAUCGAACGUAAUUAAGAUCAGACGAACUUUCGAUCUUCGAGUUUUAAGCAGCCUUGCAUUUGGCAAAGAUGCGGCGAGGUCCGACAAUACGUUUGUAUAUAAUUACGCACACGUUUGCGUGUCUGUCGUCAUACAUAUCCGUGUCCUGAGUUUGUACAUAUAGGAAGAAAUGUGCACGAGGCGUAAUAAUAAAUUUAAAAAAAAAAAAAAAAGAAGGGAGAAUCGAAGGGAAUACGAGGAAUGGGCUCAUUCAUCUUCAUCGUCGAAGAAGUCGAAGAUCUUUGGACGAUCGAUUUUACGACGAAUCGUAAUCACUCAAGCCAAAGUAUCGUCAUGCCUAAUCGUCAAAUACGUGUGACGUUUAAUUAAAAUAAAAGAAGAAGUAAAUAAAAGAUAGAUUCCUAAGGGGAUGAACAAGAGCGCGCUCGUAUUCUUUGCUUUUUGGACAGACACGAAGAUUAGCAAUUGUAGAUACGUUCUGUACAUGUACAUACGGUAUAUAGAGACAGUUUUAUCAGCGAAUUAUUCCACGUAUAUGUUUGUACGAGUCGAUAUCGAUGGUUUCUUUGAUUCGAAAGUUCGCUUUCCCGUCAUUUUCGCGUUUGAAAAACGCCCACGUGACUUAUGGCGCGUGAACUUUCAUUCUGGAAGCCUGGAAAUCGAUUCUUCGAUGAAUGAAUUCUCCCUCUUCUAAUUAAUUAAAGAUUAUAAUCUUGUUGCGACGAAAGGAAUAAAACGAAAAAAAAUGGUGAUUACGUCGGUAAAUAAUAAUUUGAAGGAAUUUACAUACGUAGAAAUUUGUAAUUGUAAUCGCCGUAUGCUAAGAAUCAUCGAUAUACGUAUAUAUAUAUUAUAUGUUAUGUUAUUUGUGUGUACGUGGGUGCAUAAGCACACACAUGACAAGAAAGAUGUAGACGCAAUUGCGCAUGAGAUGAGAACAUACAUAAUAUGUAUAAAUAUAUACAUACUAUACAUAUAUAUAUAUAUACAUAUGUAUAUACAUAUACAUAAAUAUAUAAUGUAUAAAGUGUAACGUGUUGUAAAUAAUAGAGAGAAUCGGCAAAGAACGGUGAUUUAGUGAAUCUGCGGCGGAUUUAUUCAUUGUGACGAUCGUUUCUUAUUAUUGCGACGCUUAUCGUUAAGUUAAUCUUUAAUCAUAGAAUAUCAUUGGAUAACGUUAGUCGUUGAAAUGAUUGUAAGUUCGAGAGAAAAUAUCAAAUAUGUAUCUCUUUAUCAUGAUAGAAUAAAUAUAAUACAAUUAAAUAUCUUUUAUAUAUAUAUAAAAUAUUCAAUUUUGAUCUGAAAUCGCGAUUGAUAGUGAAACAGGAUGAUUUGAUUUCCACGAUGUAUAUUAUAUAGAUAAGGAAAUGAAAACUCAUCGUUGUUCUUAAGUGGUGAUAAGUAGCGAUAACUAUGAUACAUUACAUUAAUUACUAAAUACGUUCUUCUUGACAUUGAGAUUUAUUUCUGGUUAACACGAUUUCUCAAUAUUCUCUCGUACUUAUGAUCGAGUAACGUCAACGAAUUAAAUCAUUUGUUGCAAGAGUUUUAUACACGCAAUAUGGUGUCGAACAUGCGUAUAUUUAUAUUAUGUUAUGUUAUAUAUAAUUUUCUAUAAAUGAUACAUCAAUCACACGAUACGUCAAAAUAUAUUUUACAUAUUUUGAUAUACCGUGGACACGUGAUUAUAUAUAAUGUAAUAUAGCAUUUGUAUAUACGUAUGUAUGUAUUUAAACGCGUACGAGACGAGAUCUCUAAUCGAUCAUGCAUACGAUAUUUCGUUCUCAAAUCAUAUUUCACAUCUGCAUACACACACACACACACACACACACACACCUAAAUACACAACCCAAUCAUUUCCCAUUUUUUUCACCAUCCAUAAUUCUACAACAUUCAGUUUGCAUCCCUUCGAUCGAUCUUUUAAAUUUCGUUUCACUUCGAAUCAUUAACUCCCAGAGUCGUGGACCAAGUUGUAGCGAAACAGAAGUGUGAAUGAGAGAAAAUAAAGAAUGAGAGAGAAUUUCGCGAAGAAAGAUACAAAAAAAAAAAAAAAAGAGUUCCUAGAGCACCAGUUGCGAGUGCGUUAUGUAGACGUUUUAUUAAAUUAAACGCGAUCAACAGGUGUGUAAACGAUAGAAACGGGAGAAAGAAAUCGUUAGAUAGCGAAGAGAACGUGAUUUCAAAUGUUAGAAUGGGAUAAUUGAAAAUUAAGUAUGAAUGACAGAGAGUGUGAGUGUGAGGGACAUUUUUGCGUUUUUCUUAUCUUCUUCCUUUUUUCUAUUUCUAUUAUCUCUCCUCUUCCUUGUCCGUCGAAGGUGUACAGUGUUUUUUGUAGAUAAGAAGAGAGAUUAGAAAAACCGAAUCCCACGAUUCCCGCACCCUUUGAUCAACGUGUCAUUGGUUAAUUAUUUUUUCGUGGGCUUCGAUAAGCCGGCGCAUUCCAUGAAUGAGUAAUGAUAGAAGCAUUAUUACAAUGGUUAUAAUUAUUCUUAUUAUUAUUAUUAUUAUUAUUAUUAUUAUUAUUAUUAUUAUUAUUAUUAAUUAUUAUUAUUAUUAUUUCAUUAUAUUUUAACUUUUA